UGUAAGGAAAAUAAAUUGGCAAUCUUUUUUAACGUACACGACGAAAGCACUACGACUUGAAAGCAAAAACAAACGCGUAUACUGUACAAAAAUAACAACAAAAACGGAAAAACAAACGCAGCUGCGUCUUUUUAGUUUUUUCUUCUUCGGCAACCUUUCUCUCCUUCUUCCACCAAUGGACAUUCUACCACCGCUGCAACAACUACACCCACAAGAGCAAUCUCUGAACCUCGACAACAUCAAUGCCCUCAAAAUCCUCGGCAAAGGCUCCAUGGGAACCGUCUUCUUAGUCCACCACACCACAACCGACCCCUCCGCCCGUUUUCCUUUCGCCCUGAAAGUGGCCGACAAGCCCUCUCUUCAUUCCAAGCACGACGCUGAUCGUCGUGCCCGUUGGGAAAUCAAGGUCCUGACCCGGCUUUCGCAUCCCUUUCUUCCCAAGCUGAUGGGAUUUUUCGAGACUAAGGAUUUGCUUGCCUGGGCUGUCCCUUAUUGUCCCGGUGGCGACCUUAACGUCCUACGUUACCGUCAGAACGACCGGGUUUUCUCUCCUGCCGUUAUUCGUUUUUACUUGUCGGAGAUUAUUUGCGCGCUUGAGUAUCUUCAUAAUAUGGGGAUUGCUUACAGAGAUUUAAAGCCUGAAAAUGUUUUGGUUCAACAGUCGGGUCACGUGACACUUACGGAUUUUGAUCUCUCUCGCAACCUGGCUAAAAAAACCAUCAAUUCAACGACCACCUUGGAGAAACGAAGCCAUAAGGUUCCAGUUCCGGAGAUUUCGAAGAAACAUCGAAGAGCAUUGACUCGUUGGAUCCAAGCUUUCAACGAUAACAAAAACGGGUUAAUGAGGGCGAAAUCGGCCAGAGUCAGCCCCGUUUCUCGGAAGAAACCGAGUUUCGACAACGGUGAACGGUCCAACUCGUUUGUGGGAACAGAAGAGUACGUAUCACCUGAGGUGGUGCGUGGCGAUGGACACGAGUUCGCUGUUGAUUGGUGGGCUCUGGGUAUCUUGACGUACGAGAUGUUGUAUGGAACAACGCCAUUCAAAGGCAAGAACCGAAAAGAAACCUUUCGAAACGUUCUGAUGAAGUCGCCGGAGUUCUUAGGUAAACGGACGGACUUGAUGGAUUUAAUCGAACGGCUUUUGGAGAAGGAUCCCAUGAAAAGAUUGGGAUAUGAACGGGGCGCGUGUGAGAUCAAGGAGCACGUGUUCUUCAAAGGCGUAAAAUGGGACCUACUAACGGAUGUAUUACGGCCACCGUUUAUCCCUUCGAGAGAAGACUGCCAGUUAACGGAGAAAGUAACGGGUGGUGGACAAGUGAUAAACAUAAGAGAGUAUUUUCAGAAUUUGAGAGCUCCACCACCUUCAAUGCCGCCGUCGCCAAUACCGUCACCAUCGCCCGGGCAAUGCCAGGGAAAAGCUUCUUUCACAGAGUAUUGACCGACGCCCGUGUGGGAUAUGACUCGUGUAAGGAUAGUAUAGGUAUUAAUUUUAAUUGUGUAAAUAAAAAAAUUUUUAAAAUAAAAAAAUAAUGGUAGAAAGCGUAAAACGUCCA
This is a messenger RNA of Mangifera indica (mango), 1553 nucleotides long. RefSeq names its product serine/threonine-protein kinase UCNL-like. Gene Ontology annotation, molecular function: ATP binding; protein serine/threonine kinase activity. The transcript has a single exon. Gene Ontology annotation, biological process: protein phosphorylation. Gene Ontology annotation, cellular component: plasma membrane; cytoplasm; nucleus. NCBI's taxonomy places the organism in Eukaryota, Viridiplantae, Streptophyta, Magnoliopsida, Sapindales, Anacardiaceae. Bases 176 to 1438 code for a protein of 420 amino acids. The record is from RefSeq and is a predicted model, not a curated record.